This is a messenger RNA of Bipolaris maydis ATCC 48331, 1992 nucleotides long. RefSeq lists its product as uncharacterized. Gene Ontology annotation, molecular function: protein binding. The record is from RefSeq and is a predicted model, not a curated record. NCBI's taxonomy places the organism in Eukaryota, Fungi, Ascomycota, Dothideomycetes, Pleosporales, Pleosporaceae.
AUGAUCCACGACAUGGCCUACCAGCAUGCCCACGCGCAUCUCAUGCGCCGACAACCUCAAGGACCCGUCGAGAUUGUCACCGAGAUUGUAAUUGCCACCGACGGAGGCGACGACGCCCCUGCGCCCACCCAGAAGCCAGUUGUCCUCCCUCCACCUGCCACCCGUGCUCGCGAAAGUACUACCGCUACCCAGAACGAUGACGAGCCCCAGGAGACAGCUAGGCCCACAAGAAGGCCAUCUUCUACCCAGGACUCGGACGACAAUGACCAGCCUGCACGCCAAACCAGCCAGCCAUCCCGCCAGACCAACCAGCCAUCGAGCUCGACCAAGACAGCGUCCACCCUAAUGCUCGCGACAAAGUCUCCCGAACCAAGCCCGGCUUCAUCUGCUGCAGGCCUCAUCUCUGCCACUGCCGCCAUUUCUGCCACUGCUUCCUCCACUGCUGCCCCCGGCUCCGACGGUGGCAUGUCUACUGGUGCAAUGGCUGGUCUCGCCCUCGGUAUCCUUGUCGUCAUCUGCGCCAUCCUGACUGGAAUUCUCCUUUUGUACCGCCGUAAGAAGAAGCAGAUGGCUGCUGCUGCUGCCGCCGCCGCCGCGGAGAAUGAGAAGACGGAGAUGCGAAGCGCGCCUCCUCCUCCACCGCCUCAGGUCGUGGCCGCUGCACCCCCAGCUGUUAGCAUUCGUUCUGCCCACAGCGCUGAGACCGCACCGCGUUUGAGCCUUCGCCCUGUUACUCAAUUCGACCCCAGCUUCGAGCAGCGCAAGAGUGCAGCAAACUUGCUAAACACUGUCGCUGCUGGUGGUGCUGCUGGAGCCGGUGGAGCCGCGAGCCUCUCACCUUCGGCAGCUGCUGAGCGCCCAACGAGUGCUUGGGAGCGCCCUGGAGCAUCCAACGCUCCCGCUGCUAACCCUUUCAAAGAUCCUGAUACGCCUUCCAACCCCUUCGGAAACAAGGCUGCUGUCGAUACUCAGCAAGCCUCCAUUCCGGAUUCGCCCCCUAAUGCCUCCCCGCUGAACUCUGCCAUGCACUCGUCAAGACCCAGCGCCAGUUUUGCUGAUCCCGCUGCAGCGAUCGCUGCCGCUGAUGCUGCCCCUGUCGCUGUUGCCGUGACUGCAGCCAAGUCAAUUCCUCCUCCCACCUCUCAAGCCCCUACGGCCGAGCUCCCUGUCCCUCCGAAAGCCAGUGCCAACUCUGCAAACGCUCCGCUCAGUCCCCCAGCUACCGAAAGUCUCCCCGCAUCUCCUGGUCCCGCGCCCACUAGUCCCCCUCCUAUCGCUGGCGCCGCUGUUGGUAGCGUCCCUCAGAGCCCGGCCCUCGCUCCUGGUCCCAACAACGUCCAUCGUGUCCAACUUGACUUUAAGCCCUCUAUGCAAGAUGAACUUGAACUUCGCGCCGGCCAACUUGUUCGCAUGCUUCAUGAGUACGAUGAUGGAUGGGCUCUCUGUAUCCGUAUGGACCGCUCUCAGCAAGGUGUCGUUCCCCGUACAUGUCUGUCCAAGCACCCUGUCAAGCCCCGUCAAGGCCCUCCCCCAGGUAACAUGCGCGGCCCUCCUGUCCGCCCACCCAUGGGUCCAGCUGGUGGACCUCAACCACGUCCUCUUUCGCCCGCUAUGAACUCCCAAAGUCCUCGUCCUAUGAGCCCCGGCCCUCGUCAAAUGCAGCCUAACGGUAACGCUCCUCCACAAGGACCCCCUCGUGGUCGCGCCAACAGCAAUGCUCCUCAGCAAGGUCCUCCUCGUGGCCGUGCCAACAGCAACGCACCUUUUGCUGGCCCGCAACGCUCCAUGUCGCCCGGUCCUUACGGUGGCGGACCCCAGAUGGCACCUCCACCUCAAAUCGGUGGUCGUCAACGAUCCAACUCGGCAGGUGGGGCUGGUAACCCACGACGUGGCCCAGCUCCUGGUCCUAGUCCUUUUAACCCUAAUGCUCCCGCCCCUACCGGCCCUCUUCCUAUUCCUGAUCGGAAGCCGGUUCCUGGUAUGGCGCUGUAA